AAAUGAAUAGUCCUGAAUUGCCACAACCAAUCAAGUUCUCUUCUCUCCUAAUUUGAUUUCAAUGUUCAUUACUUUUGUCUUACUCCGAUCGCCAACACCCAAUUUAUAUUUAGAAGUACCCAGCUGCAGAUUUGGCCUUUAAACGGGGAGAACAGGAUUUGGAUUGCGUUGUGUUUCAAGGGGCAAUCUUUGGUGGGUGCCUCGAAUUUAUGGGAUAAAGGCCAGAUUUCCAGGUCGUUUUGGUGGGUGCCGAGAAUUUUAGGGGGCUGAGGCCAGUUUUGCAGGUUGUCUUUGGUGGGCGCUUCGCUGAAUGGGUUAAGAUGCUGCCUCGAGGUGGGUUUGUGCAAAGAGUCUUCUGUCCUGAGUUCUGUAUUAGGCGGACAGCUGGGAUUUUGAUUAAUUUUGAGCUGGUUCUAUCCGAAGGGUGACUGGACCAAGAAGUGCAGUCAGGAGCAGAAGAGGAGUCACACAGUCUCCUGGAUCAACUCAUCCUAACAGUAGCAAUAAUUUACAGAAUAAUAUUAGUAACUUUCAUGAAACUGGCAUGUGCAAAUAUGCCAAAGGCUGCAGUGUUAUUCUAAAUGGGACAAGUACCAAUGGAACAAAUGCUGAUAUGAACCAUUUAAAUUCAGAGCAACAGGAGGUUGAGCAUCCAGCAGUCAAACCCAAUGUUAUGGCUGGUGGAUGUUCAAGAACUUCUGGAUGUGCAUCAGGACAAUCAAUAUCUAUGGACAGUGGAAGCAUCGACUCUCCCUCUAGAGGUAAUGGUGCAGCAAUCACUAUGGUCGCACCAAUCAAGCACAUUGCAAGGGCACCUGUAGACUCUCUUGACAUGGAUUCUCCUGAGACUGUAGGGAGCACAAAGAAGAGGAAAAGAGGAACACGAGUUACUGGUGGGGAGAAAGGAGGGAGGGGUCUUAGACAGUUUAGCAUGAAAGUCUGUGAGAAGGUCCAAAGCAAGGGCCGGACUACCUAUAAUGAGGUUGCAGAUGAACUUGUAGCUGAAUUUGUAAAUGUCGACAGCAAUUGUGCUUCGCCAGAAAGGCAACAAUAUGAAGAGAAAAAUAUUAGGCGGAGGGUAUAUGAUGCAUUAAAUGUGCUCAUGGCAAUGGAUAUAAUAUCAAAGGAGAAGAAGGAAAUUCAAUGGAAAGGUUUGCCUAGCACUAGUGUAGAGGAUGUUGAACAGCUUGAGGCUGAGAAGUUGCUAGUGAAAAGUAGAAUUGAGGAGAAAGCAUCUUAUCUACGUGAACUUGAAGAACAGUAUUUAGGCAUACAAAAUCUGGUUUCGAGGAAUGCACAUUUAUAUGGUUCUGGAAAUACUCCAGCACGGGGUGUAACAUUACCUUUCAUAUUGGUCCAGACACGUCCACAUGCAACUGUUGAGAUUGAGAUAUCUGAAGAUAUGCAAUUCGUUCACUUUGACUUGGACAGCACACCAUUUGAGCUACGGGAUGAUGCAUAUGUACUGAAAGAAAUGGGAUUUUGUGAAAGCCCAUCUAGCACUGGUGUGCAUGCUGGCCAUGAAGAUUGCUGCAAUGGAACUAGUUUUGAUGAAAAUAAGUCACUGGUAUCUAGCUUGCAGCCUUAUCACACGCCCUCACAUCCUCAGUUGCAGGGCAUUGGUGGUUCAUAUUCCAUGUCUUCCUCUCCUGUGAAAAAAUACACAUAUCCACCUGUUCCAGGUAUAUUAAAAGGCCGUGUUAAGCAUGAACACAUCUUACAAUGACCCACGAUGUGAAUUUGUGCAGUAUGUAUUUUUAGUGCAAGUGCAUUUUGCAGAUACAAUCUGAAGUUGUUCUCAUUUGUGAUUUUUGUUGUUCAUGACAUCAUGAGUUAAAGAAUGUCGUUUUAGCAUGGGUAUGGCAAAUAUCCCAUCGGAAAGAGUCCUGGUAUACUUUAAGCUAGAGCCUAAAAGAAAGUUGUACUUAGCCUGCCUAUAGUCAUGGUUGUCUUUAUAUAGGGCUGUGAGUUCUGCAGACUUUCGUCUGCUUCUGUAUGCCACAUAAUUUAUUAAAAAAUAGUGGCAAAUAUAUACAGCAUGUCCAGUGCAUGGAGAUACCCAUGAUUAAUAUUCUUUUGCAACUUUCUGGAGCAACACAUUUUUGCUUGAUGCUUAUGAUUUAAUUUGUUUAAAUCAGUUCAAAUCCACAAUCAAGAUACCCAUGAUUAAUAUUC
Messenger RNA from Cryptomeria japonica (Japanese cedar), 2175 nucleotides. RefSeq names its product transcription factor-like protein DPB. The transcript is spliced from 11 exons. Gene Ontology annotation, biological process: regulation of transcription by RNA polymerase II; regulation of cell cycle. The record is from RefSeq and is a predicted model, not a curated record. Gene Ontology annotation, cellular component: nucleus; transcription regulator complex. Bases 545 to 1726 code for a protein of 393 amino acids. NCBI's taxonomy places the organism in Eukaryota, Viridiplantae, Streptophyta, Pinopsida, Cupressales, Cupressaceae. Gene Ontology annotation, molecular function: RNA polymerase II transcription regulatory region sequence-specific DNA binding; DNA-binding transcription factor activity, RNA polymerase II-specific.